Molecule: messenger RNA, 1300 nt
Organism: Eruca vesicaria subsp. sativa (arugula)
Lineage: Eukaryota; Viridiplantae; Streptophyta; Magnoliopsida; Brassicales; Brassicaceae
Source: the annotation of a GenBank genome assembly
GAGACGGCGGAUCACGCGUCUUUAAAUAUAGACCUUACCUUCUCCAUUAUUUUCUCAUCCAAUUAUUCUUUUUCUCUUCUCUCUCAUUUCGAAUUGAGAAACAAAAAAAAAACGGAUAGGGUUUUCGUCUCUCUGUCCCUCUGUUCGAUUUCAGAUUCAUUUCGCGCCAAACACAGGUUCCUUAGGCGUGGUUUGAAUCUUAGGUUUUGUUAAUCCUGUCCGUAUACCUGUCCGUUUGUACUGUUAUAACCGAAUUGAUCGAAAGAUGUCGCGAUAUUUCACAUCUCCACCGCCUGUGUACGCAAGGAACUGGGGUAACGGUCAGAACUUGGUCGAAUCGACUAAGAUCAUCGAAAGACAAGUAGCACCUACUAACAAGGUUCACCGGAAAGAGAAGAAGGAGAGGAAGAAGGAAAAGAAACAUAAGAAUGUCAAGUCCAUUGAACAGCUUUAUUUACCGAUCAAGAAAGUGUGUGAUGAGUCUGAACAGCUUGAGAAGAGUUGUUUGACGGAAGAACAUCACCAUGUGGGUUAUUUGUCUGAUGGUAGUCAAAACAGUAGGAAGAGAAGAAGGGAAGAAGCUUCUACUGCUGUUGAGAGUAACAACCAAGCUACGCCUGUAGUUGGUAAGCCUCUACGGAUACGCUUUGUCUUCAAGAAACCUAAAGAAACUCUUGAGAUUGUUCCUCAAGAGGACCCUGUUUGCUCCACCUCAGGGGUUGAUAGACCCCUUGAAACUUCAAUCUCUGUCUCAGGGCAGGAGGAGAAUCUGCCCUCAACUUCUUUGGAGAGUGACAAAACUGCAGUUUCUUCUGAAUCAAAGAAGAAAAAGAAACAUAGGAUUAGCAAAGAAUCUCGGUACAGUUCAUUGUUUGAUGAACCGGUUCUUCCCUCCAUUUUGAUGGAGGAAGAUGAUAACAACAGUGAUGAUGACUGGCUUCUAGGUGCAAGGCGGCAAAAGAAGGCUACUCCUGUCAAGUCUUGUAUGAAUGAAGACAUGCAGAAGUCAGAAGAUUCAUGUUUCCCUAGACCCCAGUUUUUGCCUGAAGUAGAGAUUUUUUCAUUGCCAUACACAGUCCUGUUUUAGAAGAGGCUCGUAUAAUUGUUUUGUUCUUUAUCAGCUUAGCCUUAGGCCUUUAGCUUGUACAGUUCCACUGAUUGUAACAAACACACAGAUCAAUAAUACUUGAAAGAAUGAUCUCUGUAUUCUUUUGACAUCAAUUGGUUUUUCCUUGACAACAAUGAGUUCAUGUUCAUGAGUUAGACUCUAGUUAUAGUUUUGAUCAGGCAGCAACGAGAU